UCUUACCAGGGGCGGACUGACAACUCAUGGGGCCCCCGGGCAAAUAGGGGAUCAUGGGGCCCUGUGUCAUCACCCAAACUCAAAAAAGCCUAUGAAAAAGGUACCAGGGGCAUCUCAUGGGGCCCCCUACUGACCCCAGGUUCUCGGGCGGUGCCCGAGUUUCCAAAUGGUCAGUCCGCCCCUGGUUCUUACAAGUAUAUGGCUUUGAGAAGCAUAUACCCUGUCACCAACUUAAAAAAGGCAAUAAAAUUACAGAAAAAUCAACUAUUUAAACAGAUUACUUUCAGUAUUUUCCUUUAAUUUAUUUUAUUUAUUUGC
Molecule: messenger RNA, 318 nt
Organism: Staurois parvus
Lineage: Eukaryota; Metazoa; Chordata; Amphibia; Anura; Ranidae
Source: the annotation of a GenBank genome assembly